Molecule: messenger RNA, 1447 nt
Organism: Labrus mixtus (cuckoo wrasse)
Lineage: Eukaryota; Metazoa; Chordata; Actinopteri; Labriformes; Labridae
Product: group XIIB secretory phospholipase A2-like protein
Exons: 4
Coding region: 84-722 (212 amino acids)
Biological process (GO): cholesterol homeostasis; arachidonate secretion; lipid catabolic process
Cellular component (GO): extracellular region
Molecular function (GO): calcium ion binding; A2-type glycerophospholipase activity
Source: RefSeq, a predicted model, not a curated record
CAGGCAGUUUCAGUAUUGCCUCUGUGAGUGUGUCAGUGUUUCCCUUCAGUCUCUAAAAAUCUGUGUUCAUACUGGGAAACAAGAUGUCCCGUUGGGCCCUUCCUGCUCCCCUCCUGCUCCUGCUGGGGCUCUUCAUCAUCAGUGCUGUCAGUCAGGAGGCCGACGACCCAGCAGCGGUACCACCAGCACCAGGCCCGGCUUCUGAUGGCACGCAGGCAGAGGCUGAGGACGAGGAGUGGGGUCUUCACUCCCUGAGAGGAGGCUUCGAGUCAGCCAGCGGUUACUUUGACUCCAUGCUCGAGUUUAUGGGCGGACGUGAUGGAGUGUGCCAAUACCGCUGUCGUUAUGGUAAAGAUCCUAUUCCUCGUACGGGCUACGAGAUGCCACAACCAAAUGGAUGUAGCUCCUAUUUCUUUGGCCUUCCUGUUCCAGAGGGGAUGGACAUGGGAAUCCCCGCCAUGACCAAGUGCUGCAAUCAGCUGGAUAUGUGUUACGACACCUGCGGCUCCAACAAGUACCGCUGCGACUCCAAGUUCCGCUGGUGCCUCCACAGCAUCUGCUCAGACCUCAAGAAGAGUCUCGGCUUUGUUUCCAAAGUUGAAGCAUGUGAAACAGUUGCAGACACCUUGUUCAACACAGUGUGGACUCUGGGCUGCAGACCUUACAUGAACAGCCAGAGAGCAGCGUGCUACUGCCAAGGAGAAGAGAGAGAUGAACUUUAGAUCGACACAUGAACAACUCGCCUAUUUAUAACUGUACGACCUGGCCAACAUGUCAGAUGAUGGAGCGCUGAGUUGUGCUGUGGCAAACACUGCUGCGUGACUGCUUGAGUAAUUUAUUUGGAAGUUGUUUUCGUUUUUUUCAACAUCAUUAUUUGACUUUGCAUCACUUUUUGGAUGUUUUACUGCACUCUGUGUUGAUUUAAAUCUAGAUAUGCAUCAAUGCUGUCUGUACUUUGACCACAUUUACAGUUCAUUUAAUAAAAAGGAGAAAAACAAUCUGAGGCUUGACUUAGACUUUACAGUGAGCAGACAACCUCCUGUGUUUUGUAUUUAGAAUGUGUUAUCAUGGAAAGUCUUAUAUGAAUGUAAUUCAUUAAUGUCAUGGUGAGUCCUCAGGAGAUCAGUGACCUCACUUCAUUUGGCCUUUCCACUUUCAGCAAGUAAACUGAAUACUCCUCCAUUCAUUGAGCAGGAAUUUGAGAGCUGAGAAACAUCCAGAUCAUGUUUUCCUGUGUCCAAGUCUGAACCUCAGCUCUAACACGGCCAGCAGAAAACACAAGUGAUGCAACAGGGUUUAUUUUCUCGACAUGUACCAUUUCAUUCUGUGCUCUGGGCCAGAAAUGACCAUAUACUACACAUUACUACUCCUGAUCCUGAUUACAGGAGGGUGCAGCUAAAGUGACCAGUAACAGCAAUGAAACAGCCAUAAACAUGUAAUAAUACAA